GUGUCAGUGCAGCCGUUUGCUGUCAGCUUUGGCUUUUCACAGCAGAAAGCAGCAGAAAGCACAAGGACUCUGAAUGUGGGCGUAAAGAUAUUGUUCCAACCCGUCUGCGCUCUGCGCUUGCCUUGUUCCGUCGUCAUGUCACCAUGCUGAUAUAAUAUCUAAGGAUGAGUCAGGUUUUGCUGUGGCAAGACGACAUCCAGGUAAAUCUUGAGUGUGAAGAACAUUUAAUCACCAAUGGAAUCAGCGGCAUCUGCAACAUUGACUCAUUCCUUUAUGUUAUAUCAAAUGAAGACAAGACUUUGCAUGUUGGACAAAUAAUUAACCAUAAUGGGCAGCUCUCUGUCAAGCUAGAGCCAAGCUGCAUUCAAGCGAUAGAUAUUGCGUCCACAAAAGACAAGAAUCUUUUGUACGUGACCCCUGAUGGACGUGUGUAUUCCAUUAAGCCAAAUAGAUUAGAGUGUCUUGAUUCCAAAGAGGAGAUCAUACUCGAAGAGGAGGCAUCAUGUUGCGCACAUGGAUACAGUACACCAAAACAAAGAGUAAGAGUGAAGUCAGUGAGCACCACCAACGAGGGAAUCCUGUUUGUUACUCAAAAUGGGCAUCUUUGGGCUCAGGGAAAUCAUCCUCAAAUAGACAUAAAGCCAAGUGAUGGCGUCAAACGGGUGAGCUAUUUCCAGGGACGAUGUGUUACUGCAGUGGACAGUGGAUCAAAUUUUAGUAUAGCUUUGGUCCAACGUAAAUUUGUUGGCAACCUAAAUCAAUUAAAUAACACAGAAAGCCAUAAUGAAGAAAAUGAGGAUGUUUUCGUUUAUGACUGCCCGCAGUGCAUUAGUGAAAGCAGUGUCUCACUUUUGUCACAUCAUUCCAUGUCUGAUAUAUGUCCUCUUGGCCUCCCUGUUCGGAAAUGUAGUGUUGAUAACAGCACUUCCUCUACCACAAGUAAAGGAAACUAUGACAAGAAAAGUAUAGAUGGAACCACAUCUCCUUCAACUGAAGAUGAGGUUCUACAUCAAUGCCACACAUGCACCAGUAAAAGUGAAGUUAGUGAUGAUGUGUCUUCCCCAAAAACAAUUUUGGAAGGAGAAACUUUGGAUCGAGAAAAAGAAGAUGAUAACAAAGACAAAGGGAAUGAAUCUGGAGCUGAAGGAGAAAAGAAAAAUGGCACAUUUUUAAAUACAGAGGUUGCCAGACAAUUUUUGACAAGGCAGUUAUCCUGGGUUUCAAGCUAUGGCAAUGCAGGAGAAGAAUUUUUGGCAGAGUAUACUGAAGGAACUACUAGGAUUGUAAGGCAAAAUGUUUCAAAUGUAGCGAAUUUGGUGUAUGAGGGAGUUCGAACAGUUGGUGAUAAGGUGGCAACCUUAUCAAGGCAUGUGAGUGGUGGGUCUGACAGUUGUACUGGCAAUGAGGAUUCCUUUGAGGAAUUGAGUCUGGAGGCACUUCCUGUGGCUUCUUUUCUCAGAUUUGAAGACUUUUUGGCCACAUCUAGUGCUGGUACGAGUGACCACGAGGGAGAAGGCGGUGUCGAGAAGCCUGAUCCAUCAAUUGGUUGUGAGAUGGGAGCAAAUAUUCUUGCCACAGAGCUUUAUAGCUGGGGCAAUGUAGGGCAUGGUCAGUUAGGCAUUGGCGACUUUAUGAAAAGAGAUAGACCAACUCUUGUGGCUCGCUUACCUGGAACUGGGGUUCAAGUUGUGAAAUGUGGACUUAAUCAUGCUGUAGCUCUAACUCUCGAUGGCCGAAUGUUUGCCUGGGGUGCAAAUAGUAUGGGUCAGGUGGACUGGCAAAACACCACAAGUUUGAGCUCUCCCUGCCAGGUGCUAUGUGGUUCAGUGGGUACAGGCAGUGACCGUACAUGGGACAUCGCCUGUGGUGAUCGGCAUAGUUUGAUGCUCACUCAAGGCGGGGAUGUCUUUUUCUUUGGCAAACACAGCAAUAAAUCCACUCAGCCUGGUGUGGGUCCUCUAAAUUUACCCAUACCUCAUCCUGUUACUUUGGAGGAAGGUGUUGUUGCCCAGAAACACUUGCUUGCCCAUGGAACCAUAUCUUGGUGCUCCGUUCAUGCCACCCCGGCCUCACCUGCAGUGCAGGACCUUGCUUUAGAACAGGCUUUUCUUGAAGAGUGCCUGCUUGUACAUACAAGUCUAGUACGUCCAUUCAUGAAGAAGAUGGGUGCCGGGGGUUCAGCUGAUGAACAAUAUAUGUAUGGAAUACUGUGCCAACGAUACUCAGAUGUUGUGAGCUUUACUGCAUUGAAUACUUAUUCUUUGUGGGACUUUGCCAAAAAUGGUCAUGAUGCAAGUACUAUUGCAAUGGUAAAAAAUGUGGAUGAACACAUUUUGGUCUACAAAAAAUACCUAGAAGCUGCCUGCAAUGUCAUGUCUGUUAGUGGAUUCUCUUUCAUGUCGAGUGUUGUUGAGCCCUCUGCAAGAGUGACUGAGUUGUUUGCAGACAGGCUACCACCUACCGGGCCAUUAAAAAAAGGAAUGAAACGAAACACUCAUGAAGCAACAUUUGCCUGUGCUCUUUUUCAUCCCCUGAGUAGACUUAAUGUUUACAAGUGCAUUCUACAAAGUCUGAUGCGCUGUAAUAACAGUGCAGCUUCAAAACAUAGUUCUGAAGUACAGAAAAAAAUGCAGGCGGCAUUUAGCAAGUGGGAGUCCUUGUGUGAAGAGUCUGAUUUCCGCCGACGGGAGGCAGACAACACUCGUCGUUUUUGGGAAAAUGCUGGUCGAUUGGUGGAUACUGUUCGUAUACCAGUCAGACGUCUAGUGCGAGAAUCUCGAGCCCAUCCGAUUCAAGUUUUAAAUUCAGGACGAUUCUCUUCUCAUUGGAUUGUCCUAUUUAGUGAUGUUCUAGUUCAUGUGGCUGGUUCAGUUCACACCCUCCACCCUCUUAGUACUUCAUGGGUCGAGCCUGUGCCAGAUGAAGAUAAUGACCAACAUGGGCUUCUACUUAUUACACCAGAGGAAACUUUACAUCUUCAUACCAAUACAUUACAAGACAAAGCAGAAUGGCUCCAAGCGAUUCAGGGUGCUAUUCGUGCAUGUAUAUGUAAACCCCAUUCUCAGCUCAGUGCAUCUGCAGCUCGCCACGCAGCUUACACUUUUUCUAAACCGGGACCCUUUAAAGAUGCAAAAUAUGUUGGCCGGUGGGUGAAUGGUAAGAUGCAGGGUUGGGGCCGACUUGAAUGGCCUGAUGGCAAGACUUACAUGGGCCAGUUUUUAAAUAAUCUGCAACAUGGCUAUGGGCACCAAGACUCACCGAAAGGAGACCAAUAUGAAGGUCAAUGGCGAGAGGGAUAUCAAAAUGGACGUGGCGUUUUAAAGUAUGAAGGAGGAGAUGUCUAUGAUGGCUACUUCAAAGAUGGCCUUCCCCAUGGGCAUGGUACUCGUAAAGAGGGACAUUUCACAGCUAGUGUGGCUUCACUCUACAUAGGAGAGUGGGCAAAUGGCGUGAAACAGGGAUAUGGUGUAAUGGACAAUAUAUUCACUGGGGAGAAAUAUCUUGGCUGCUGGAGUAACAAUAUGAAGCAUGGAUGUGGUCUCAUUGUCACUCUUGAUGGGAUUUAUUAUGAAGGGGUGUUCAUGCAAGAUACUCUCACUGGUCAUGGCGUUAUGGUGUUCGAAGAUGGAACUCACUAUGAAGGAGAGUUUAAAUCUGCUGGAUGCUUUAAUGGCAAGGGGACUUUAACUUUAAACACUGGUGAUCGCCUAGAAGGUUCCCUUCAGGGAAUGUGGAAUGAAGGAAUCAAAUUUGCUGGUACUCUUUUCAAGAAUUCCAGUGUUACUAGCUCCCUCCCAUCAUCUGAUCGAACUGAAUCCAAACCAAACUCGUUUGGCAAGUUAUGUGUACCACCAAAUCUGAAAUGGAAAGCCAUAUUCCGCCAAUGCUUGACUCCUUUGUCAGUUCCAUCCACAAUUAUAGAGGCUAUCGCAGGCGGCUCCAAAGUCAUUGGAAAACCAGAAAGCAAUGGAGUCUGUGUACCUUCUUUCGAUCUUCAAAGACUCUGGUCAAGUGUAGCAGUGCAAAUAAAUACAUCUCUUCAAGAAUCAGCGGCUGCUGCUCGUGCACAGAGCAAAAUGAAGAGUCAUGACUCUCUUACUGAUUUGGACACGAUACCAAUGUGGGGAAGAGAUAAACUGGAUAAAAGUUCUUAUCACAAAAUGCAUCAUUAUCUUGUCAAGGCUUUUGAAAGUCCUCACCAUCCACUGGGGAUGUUACUAGCGGAGCUAACUGCAGCUUACACUGCAACUUACGGAGGUGUUCGAGUCCAUCCAUUACUUUUAAGCCAUGCUGUAGCGGAACUCCAUUCAUUGGUGGCUCGCAUUUAUGAGGUCGUUCGACUGCUGUUUCCUGCUUUACCUCCAUACGGGCAGGAGUUCCUCUUAAGUACCUCACCAUGCAGUGAUCAACUUGAAAAUGAUGAAGAGAAAAUUCCAGAUGAUGGGGAAGUUGUGAGUGCUUCUGCACUUCUCCACCCUUUUGUUCUUCCUAGAGUUCAUGCGGCGCUAUUUGUGCUUUACGCACUACAUAAUAAAGCAGAGGAUGAUGCUUACUGGAAGCGCCUUCUUAAAUGGAAUAAACAACCAGACAUGACUUUACUUGCAUUUCUUGGAAUAGAUCAAAAAUUCUGGGUUCAUUAUUCCAGUGAACCAUCAAAUAGUGUAAAUUCUAGUAAAGGACCCAAACCCCCUUUCUCACCAUCAAGAGAACAAUUGUUUACUGAAGCAGUUGAAACUUUGCAACAAUUAAAGACAACAUUUUCCCCUUUAGAAAAGUUGUUAGUUAUUCGAAGCACUUUUGAGCAACUGACUCAGGCUGUGAAACGUGACAUGGGAGCAGAGUAUUUGUGGACAAUGGAUGAACUGUUUCCUGUUUUCCACUUCGUUGUUGUACGCUCUCGGAUUCUGCAACUUGGAUCAGAAAUUCAUUUUGUUGAAGAUUUUAUGGAGCGUCAUCUCCAAAAUGGGGAACUAGGUAUAAUGUUUACAACUUUAAAGGCAUGCUACUAUCAGAUUCUACAGGAAAAGAUCAGCCUAAGUAGUUAAUCAAGUCUGAUACUGUGCUGGUGUAAACGGGUGCAUUAGCUAGUUUUAAUAAUAAUUUGUCAGUUUGCUGUCAAGCUUGUGAUCUUCUGAAGGAACUUUUCCUUUUUUAAAUAAGUAAUAUUUUUGUUUAUGUUCUGGCUUUUUCAGUCACAACAAACCAAUUUCAGUUUUCAAAUUAUAUAUACGUGAGUUCAAUGUUAAUAUUGAGAUGUGGGUAAAGAAAUUUAUCCACUUAAAUGCAAAAAAGCCCUUGGUUGUGUUUUGUUCAACUAUGAGUUUUUAAUGUAAGUCACACCAAUAUGUAUUAAUUUCUAGUGGCUGUGACAAUAGGUAGGUAGUGACACUGUACUGCUGUUGUCCAAAGUUAACUUUAAUAAGCCUAGCCUGGUUUUUGUUGUUGUUUUUUGUCGUAGAACACUUAGUUCUAUUUUGUGUUGUGCCAAGUGAAAAUUGCUUUGGCUUUGAGAAGACCUGUGUACUAGGCACUUCCAAGUAGCAUUAGUUUGACAUUUGCCUCGUAUUGGUAAUAUUUGGAGGAAGGACACUAUUGUAAGGUUCAACAGCCUUGGCACUGUAGUCCCUCACUUUAGUGCAAUUCUGUUUUGCAAUACAAUACAGUAAAAUAUAAGAAACUUCUCUAUUCUUGUUCAACUUUGUAUAAUUUUUGAAAUGUUUUAAAAUAUUGUCAUCUAAAGCACCUGUUAUAUGACUACAAUCUGAAGGGGUUUAUUUUUUGUAUAGACAUACAAUAUAUAUAUAACACAGAGUUCUAGCAUUGCUCAAUGAUGUUGUUGUGUGUGAUGUGGUGUACAGUACAUGUUAUAAUGACCUCUUUAAACCCUAUUUAUGUGGUUCCAGUUUCUUAAGUAACAGAAGCAAUAAAGAAAAGAGUGAUGGAACCUGGUAAAAAAUAGUUAGGAAAAGUUCAAUCUUAAUUCUUUUUACAUUUGGUUUUUCUCUUUAUUUGUGGUGUACAAAAAGUUUCCCUUAAUAUUGUAUGUAAAUUUUUAUGCCUACUGCUUGAGUAGUGUGCUUCUUCUCAAUGAUCUGGUUCAAAUCUAAGCACUCAUGUUAAUUAGUAAUUUAGAUAGAGUUCUUGAAAUAUUUGGUGAAAAAUUGCUCAUACAAUUAGAAAGUAUCUGAGAAAAUAAAUCAAUUCUUCAGGUUCCUCAGACUAGACCUGAUUGCAACUAAUGAGUAAUGGGGUCCUCCUAUUCUCAAUUCAUUUGAUUAGCUUUGAUGUUUUGCUGAGUGCUCUGUAUAUUUUUGUAAACGUCACAUUUUUAUUGACAGUUGAACGAGUUGAGAACAUUGCUUCCUUACUGUAAUCCUGAGGACAAAUAGGAAUUUUGAAACGUAAUAAUUGGUUCAUGGACAGGUUUAAGCUAGUCUUGUUUUAAAUUGGGUAAAUGUGUGACUGUAAUAUAAGGAGCUCUUUAAAAUUCCUGAGUUGUGUGUACAAUUCUUAGUCAUAGAACUGUAUAAGAGACAACUUCCACUGAAAGGUGAGAGUUUUAAGAGAUUGUCUUUGUUUGGCCAAUAAGCUUCCAUGCCAAAGAUAAAUUUUGUAUUUUCUUUAAAAAUAGGUUUCAUUCCCACAUUCUCUCUCUUUGAGCUUCUAUUUCAAAACCAAGUGGGUGCUGUAUUCUACCAUAGUGAAUCUUCCACAGCCCGUGGAAAUAAGAUUCAUUCCACUAAUAUUACUCCUGUGAGUUCUCCUCCUACUUUGUGCGCAUGCCUGUAUUUAUACAUACCAUUAAUGUUAAAAAUCAGGAGCUUGAGGGAUUGCCACAAAGGAAUCAAAAUAGUGACUCAAGUAAAAAAUAACCACAAAAAUGUACCCUUGCAAGCCAGAACAUAUCUAAGUUACUCUUGUAGACUAGAGGACUCCACUGUAGAUCAAGUGCAAGUCCUCUCAUCCUAAAAUAACAUGUGGCAUUUAGAACUUUACCAAACUUCUUAUAAACUGUAAUACCUUCCAUGACAUUGUGAUAUACUUGUUAAAAGUCAAGACAAUUUGGAUGAUACCAUAAGUCCUGGGUACUAUUCUUUUAUUGAUAUAAGUUGUGCUUUGCAAUCCCAAUACCAUAAAGUGUUGUGUGGAAUUUGAUGAUUAAAAUUCAUGAUAUUUGUAGGCUACCUACAAAAGGAA
Thrips palmi is the source of this 7197-nucleotide messenger RNA. It is a transcript of the gene Als2, whose product is annotated as alsin. The record is from RefSeq and is a predicted model, not a curated record. Bases 165 to 5045 code for a protein of 1626 amino acids. The transcript has 20 exons. NCBI's taxonomy places the organism in Eukaryota, Metazoa, Arthropoda, Insecta, Thysanoptera, Thripidae.